This is a messenger RNA of Colletotrichum navitas, 1774 nucleotides long. RefSeq names its product NCS1 nucleoside transporter. The transcript has 5 exons. Gene Ontology annotation, molecular function: transmembrane transporter activity. Bases 311 to 1774 code for a protein of 487 amino acids. Lineage: Eukaryota; Fungi; Ascomycota; Sordariomycetes; Glomerellales; Glomerellaceae. The record is from RefSeq and is a predicted model, not a curated record. Gene Ontology annotation, cellular component: plasma membrane. Gene Ontology annotation, biological process: transmembrane transport.
UACCUUUCGUCUCCUUGUUGCGGUUGUUCUGCAGCGGUCGUAUUGUGGAGACUUGCAGUUCCAUUGCGCUCUUCAGACUUCGCUGUUUGAAUGACUGAUUUGUCGCAACAUCAAACCUCAUCGCGUGCGUCUCUUCGUUCAUUAUCAACUUGCCACUCUUGCGCGCACCAAGUAGACAGACCGGUUUCAAGAUCCCACAACACUGUGUUGCUAACUUUGAAAACGCUCAACACAGCAUUUGUGUCAUAAAAAAACUUGAUAUUCGUUUCACUUUCUUUUCAGGAUUCAAGGGGAGAGGCUUCUGUGAGCCAUGGCGGAUAUCGAAGCAUCACGCCCAACAUCAACGGAAGGGCAAUCUCAUGACGAAGAGAAGGGAUAUGACACAACGAGAAUUGAGAAUGAUCGCGGAACCAUCAAAAGCCUAUUUCACAAGGCGUUGCAGUUGGUUCAAGUCGAAGAGGAAGGUAUCAAGCCAAUCCCGCUGGCGGAGCGGACAUCUACUCGGUACCUCAACGCCUUCACUGUCUGGUGUUCCAUGAAUGCCAAUAUCCUUCCGAUAACGUUUGGAAUGCUGGGACCGUCACUCUUUGGCCUGAAUCUUCGAGACUCGUCCUUUGUUAUUCUCUUUUUCACCUUGCUCUCGACGCUGGCUCCGGCUUUUCUUGCCACCCUGGGUCCCAAGACGGGCAUGCGAUCAAUGAUUCAAGCGCGAUAUAGUUUCGGACGGUAUCUUGUCUCCGUGCCUGUGGUGCUUAACCUAGCCACACUGACGGGCUUCUGUGUCAUUAUCUGCGUCGUCGGCGGCCAAUGCCUUUCUGCCGUUACCAACAGUGCUCUCAGCCCGGAUUUAGGUAUCGUGCUUAUUGCUCUCCUGUCCCUUUCGAUCUCCUUCUGUGGGUUCAAGGUCUUGCAUUUCUACGAGACCUAUGCUUUCAUCCCGGCAGUCAUUGCGAUAGUGAUCGCCACUGGAUGCGGAGGCUCGAGACUCCGGGAACAAACCGACAUGACUCCUGCAACAGCUUCAUCGAUUUUGAACUUCGGUAUGAUUGUGUCAUCUUACAUGAUUCCAUGGGCGUGUAUUGCUUCAGAUCUUACCACCUACUUUGACCCCAGGGUCCGGGGUGCUUCGUACCGUGUGUUCGCUUACAGCUACAUCGGUUUGGUUCUGCCCACCAUUCUUUUGAUGACGCUCGGCAGCGCCAUCGGUGGUGCCAUAGCCAAUGUGCCUGAAUGGCAAAAGGGCUACGAUUCGACACUUGUGGGCGGCGUAUUGGCUGCCAUGCUUGCGCCAGCAGGUGGGUUUGGCAAAUUCGUCGUCGUUGUUCUGGCAUUUACCCUUCUCGGCAAUAUCUCCGGCACAAUGUAUGCCAUCACACUCAACUUCCAGACAUUGGUUCCUUCGCUGGUGCGGGUUCCUCGCUAUGUCUUCUCGAUCGUGGUCACAGCCGUCAUGAUCCCAGUUGCCAUCAAGGCCGCUGAUGACUUUUUCUUGAAUUUGGAGAACUUUGUGGCAUUGAUCGGGUACUGGUCUGCGUCCUUCGUCGGCAUCGUCGUGGUCGAGCAUUUUGUUUUCCGCAAAGGAGAUGUCGAACUGUAUGAUUACCAUAGUUGGAACGUUACUUCCAGUUUACCCAGUGGUGUUGCGGCUCUUGCUGCGGGCAUCCUGAGUUUUGGCCUCGUUGUUCCCUGCAUGGCCCAGGCUUGGUGGACCGGACCAAUUGCUAAGGUCACUGAACACUUGAAAAGCGAGUUCUCCGCCGAUAGAUAUCGAUGA